CGAUGCCAGUAAUUGACGAGACCAUAAAUACGAGCAAUGCCGUCACCUACUUGAAGUACGGUACCGGUAUUUACAAUCUUGACUUCCCUAUUAUAUUGUUCAAUACGUUCACGGAUAAUAUUACUAAUCUCGUCGGCUCGAAUAGUUACCAUGAGUAUUUUCUUAUUUUUUUGGAAAAUAAUGCCUACAGUAAAAGAAGUAAAAGAAAAGGACUAAUCAAUUAUUUCUUUCAUCGCCCCAAACAUGCCAAUAUUAGCACUGGGGAAUACGUUCGCUAGAAUGAAACUCAAAGGAAUUGACGGGGCCCGCACAAGCGGUGGAGCAUGUGGUUUAAUUCGAUGCAAAGCGAAGAACCUUAUCAGGGCUUGACAUGCUGCGAAUCCUCUUGAAAGAGAGGGGUGCUUUCGGGAACGCGGACACAGGUGGUGCAUGGCUGUCGAGAUCGGAACGUGGGGGGAUACACGUUACACCACGAUUUUGAAUCAGAAGAGAGAUUUCAAGAAAUGGCAUAAAGGUACAAGUUUGUGUUGUACCACAAAAGAAUUUGUACAUCAAGAGUAUAAGUAUAAUCUGAAGAUGUACCAUAACGUGUCAAAAGUACAACUUUAAAUUGUACCACACAAACAAAAACAUAUAGCACCAAUCCUCUAUAACAUUAUAAAAUUCCUCAUAAAACUUUAAUUGUGUUAGUUAAUAGUUAUUACUUUGAGUAAGUCAAACUGUGUGAACCCCAAUUUCCGAACCAAAAUCUCAAUAAAACUUCAAAUUCUAAAAAAUUAUUUACGGGACGGCAUUGAAAAUAUGUUGGAAGAUUAAAGGUCUUAUAUACAUACGCUCGGUAAAAAAGAUGAAUACUUCUUGUUCUUGGGCGAAAUAAUUUCUUUUUUUCACCUACCCAUAACUUUUAAACGAAAAAGAAAAAACUCAAAAAAGAGAAACGAUCGGAAAUAUGAUGAUAACAUGUUAAAUCCUUCCUAUCAGAUUCAGAAAAAAAAUGAUGAAGAAUUCGUCGGUGGCAAAGAAAUAAUGGGAAGCAAAGGAUAGAAAAGUGGAGCCAACAAAAGACGACAACUGAACAGAACACACAGAGAGACAGAGAGAGAAAUACAGAGGGAGGGGGCAGUGCGAGCAAAACAACGAAUCGAUAGGGGUUCGCAAACAAGGCACCCACAAAAAAAAAAAAAAAACCCAGAUAUCUCUCCCUUCUUAGGAUGACAAUGAUGGCGUUCUUCUCCUCUUCUUCCCCACCGCAGAAGGGUGUUGUCGUCACAGUUCCCGCGCUCGUCCUCGCCGUCUCCGUCGCCGCUCUCACUCUGUUUUUCCUCGCUUCUUCCCUCUCCGCCCCCUGUUCCUGCUCUUUCCCACCUCCGUCCCCUUUCUCCGGCGACGGUGGGGAGAGGGUAUCGGCCACGGCGGAGGACAUCGACUGGGUGAGGGAUCAGAUCCGAGGGAAUGGGUUGCAUAUGCAGGACAAUGUUCUGCGUAAAGGGAUCAAUCCGCGGACUAGGGCUCAGCAACUCCAAGAUCUCAUUCAAUACAAGGGCAUCUCACACUAUGAUGGUCCAGAUUCGGAUAACCACACUGCACUCCCUUGCCCCGGAGAACUCCUGGUAGAAGAGCACCACAGCAAUUACGGGGAACCGUGGGCUGGUGGGAGGGACGUGUUUGAAUUCCUUGCUGAAUCCACGAAUCUCUCGCCAAACUCCCAGGUCCUUGAGAUCGGCUGUGGCACAUUACGUGUCGGUCUUCAUUUCAUCCGUUACCUCGCUCCAUCUCGAUUUCACUGUCUAGAAAGAGACGAGCUUUCUCUCAUGGCUGCUUUGAGAUACGAGCUCCCGUCUCAGGGACUUCUACACAAGAGGCCCGUGAUUGUUCGAGGAGAAAGCAUGGAUUUCACUAGGUUUGGUGAUGCCGUUUCUUACGAUCUGAUAUAUGCUAGUGCCGUGUUUCUUCACAUGCCGGAUAAUUUAGUAUGGACGGGGCUUGAGAGGUUGGCAGGGAAGUUGAAGCCCUUUGUUGGGAGGAUAUAUGUGUCACAUAAUAUCAAGUUCUGUUCAAGGUUGGGAGGUGAGCAGUGUACUAAGAGGUUGAGUGAUUUGGGGCUAGAGUAUCUCGGCAAGAAAACGCAUGAUAGUUUGCUGUUCAAUCACUAUGAGAUUUGGUUCGAGUUCAGACGGUCCAGAGCUUAGGUACCAUCAAGGUUAUUUGGCCAUCUUCAUUCCUCCGCAUUCUUUCAAAUGUUGCAUCGGCAUUAUGUUGAUUGUUUGAUGUUGUAGUCAGGGUUAUGUUGUUGUAUAUAUAAAGUAGAGAAGGAACAGCCAUAGCUUGAUAGCCAUGAUAACAAUGUUGCUGAGCUUGGAUGGGUAGCUUGCUUACUGUUGCGAUAUAUGACUGUGAGACACCUUUCUGCUUGUAUUUAAUCAGGAACUGGCUGCAACUAAAAUGAGAGGAAGUCUCCAGUCAAAAUGAUGUAAUGGCUGCUCUAUUUUUGUAACUCUAGCAGCAGGCAUUUUUUCUCUACCUUUUAACUUCGCUUAUACUGUCUCAAGUGCCAUAAUAUGAUACUAACAUCUGGAAUUGUUACAUAUUUUUUGCUUGCGGAUGAUCCUGAAGGCUUGAUGGUACUUUAUAGACUUCAUAUUAUGUCAUUUUAACAGAUCACUGAAUCAUGUUUUCAUAAUUUGAUCCAAAAUUUCGUAAGAUUAGCACAGGUUUAGUAGACACGUUCUAGAGGAGUCUCACUGUUCGGCUAUCACUAUUCAAUUCCUCCAUCUCUCCUUUUUAGAUUUUUUAUUUUAUUAUCUUUUUGUUGUUCGAACAUACUUCCAGAACACUCCAAAAGAACAUGUGAUUCAAGAGUAGGUAGUGUCAGAAAAAAAUGAACUUUGCAUAUGCUG
Molecule: messenger RNA, 2897 nt
Organism: Linum trigynum
Lineage: Eukaryota; Viridiplantae; Streptophyta; Magnoliopsida; Malpighiales; Linaceae
Source: the annotation of a GenBank genome assembly